Bactrocera dorsalis (oriental fruit fly) is the source of this 1812-nucleotide messenger RNA. RefSeq names its product FMRFamide-related peptides-like. The record is from RefSeq and is a predicted model, not a curated record. Gene Ontology annotation, biological process: neuropeptide signaling pathway. The coding region runs from base 25 to 1200 and encodes 391 amino acids. Lineage: Eukaryota; Metazoa; Arthropoda; Insecta; Diptera; Tephritidae. The transcript has a single exon.
ACCUUAGUCCCAGUGAACAUCAGUAUGGGUCCACUACUAGUCUUCUUCCUGUAUUUGCUACAAUUGCAGGCGACAAUACGAAGCGAAAUCAUAGAAUCACCAAACGAACAACUAAACACCAUAUCCGACACUGAUGAUACCGAUUUAAAUGAAAGCGGGCCUAACGAACGAACUGAGAAUUCACAAAAAUUACCUUUCAUACAAACUGGACGCGAUCCAACUGAAGUAGAGUUUCGUUAUCCCAUCGCAUCGUUGAAUAUUGACUAUACGAAAAAUUUGAUUAUUUUGAAAUUUCGUAAGUCCAAGGCCGACGAAGAGGAGGAGCGUCGUCGAAAAUCGUUUAAUGAGAAUUUCAUGCGUUUUGGACGCGAUGCAGAUUUCAUGCGCUUCGGACGCAGUCCAUCUGACUUUAUGCGCUUCGGCAAACGUGCGCUCGAACAAGUGCCCAAAGUGAAUAGUCUCGAUCACGAUUAUACGGUUAACUACGAUAAGAGCGCCGAUGCGGGUCGACGCAUUGAACGCAGUCAAGAGGGUAUACGCGAUUCACGCGGUGACAACUUCAUGCGUUUCGGUCGACCAGCCGAUGACUUUAUGCGUUUUGGACGUAGCGCUAAUGACUUUCUACGCUUUGGCCGUGCUUCGGGUGAUUUUAUGCGCUUCGGUAGAAAUCCUUCGGACUUUAUGCGUUUCGGACGCGGUGGUUCUAAUGAUUUUAUGCGUUUUGGUCGCAAUUCCAAGAACGAUUUCAUGCGCUUCGGACGUACGCCAAAGGAACAACGUGGCGACAAUCAAGAUUUCAUGCGUUUCGGGCGACCGGACAAUUUCAUGCGCUUCGGUAGAACACCGGCAACAGUAAAACAACCAACGGUUGCACCGAAUUUCAUGCGCUACAGUAAACCAGAUCAGAAUUUCAUGCGUUUCGGCAAGAGUUUGGGGCAGCAAGCUAAUGAAAAUAGCACCAAACCACCACUACCCAGAGAGGUGAUCAAAGAAGCCGCGAAAAUUCUACAUCAAGCCGAACAAUACGGCGGUAUAGGCGAAAGUAAUCCCAUGGACAGAGCCAUUAAAGUUUUGUUUAGUAAGGAUGGCGAGCACGAAACCUCGGCACAAGAUGAGAAGAGCGCUCAAACUGACGCCGAAGCGAUCGAUGAGGACACAGACACUGAUUACGAACUGAAUGAACUAAAUUUGGUGCAAUGAGCUAAAUCUACGUAUAUGAAUGGCAUUCAAGCUCGUACCAAAUUUGACGACCUCAUGUAAAUAAUUACUUUGCUAAAAUUGAUGAACUGGCUACGGCAACUUACACAGACACACAUAACCUAUACACAUGUAAAGUAAAAUAUAAUUUUGAUAUAAAAUUAUAUAAAUUAAAUGUAAAUAUGCAUAUACAGGGUGUAUGCUGUAAACAAAAAUUAGAAAAAUCUUAGUGUAUCUUAUUUGACAUGUUUGGAAGUGAACUUUUACUAGGGCUGGAAUAAAAGUUCACUUUCUGAGCGAGUUCCUUACUCUGAUUAAACAAAAAAAAUGUGAACAUGCAACCCAGUAAACGAAUAAAUAUUUCAAUGUAAACUAUAUAAAUAUACAUACUUUGAAAAUUUGUUAAAAUUAUAUAGGGAAAUUAAAAAUAUAUACAAACACACACAUAUACAUAUAUAGGUAAGAAUAUGAAUCGAUAUAGCUAUGUAAAGAAUAUAUAAAUCUAUUUUAGCUUCACAUACUUAUGUACUUAUGAAAAAAUUAUACAACAUUUUAAUUGGUUUUGAAAUGAUCAAUGAAAAUCAAAAUAAAACGAAGACUUCUAAAGCAACAAAA